GCGGCUCUUAGGGCCGGACCCGCGCUGACCCUGCGGACACCCGCCGCCGCCGCCGCCGCCGAGCCCAGCACUGCCCACCAGCUGCCACCAUGAACCCGGACCUGCGCAGGGAGCGGGCCUCCGCCACCUUCAACCCGGAGCUGAUCACUAACCUGCUGGACGGCAGCGCGGAGAAUACCCGGCGCCGUCGGGAUAUCGCGACUGCGCGCUUGAUCCUGAACGACCCCGACUUCCAGCACGAGGACUUCAACUUCCUCACGCGCAGCCAGCGCUACGAGGUGGCCGUCAGGAAAAGCGCCACCAUGGUGAGGAAGAUGAGGGAGUUCGGCAUCGCGGACCCCGAGGAGAUCAUGUGGUUUAAGAACUUUGUGCACCGAGGGCGGCCUGAGCCUCUGGAUCUGCACUUGGGCAUGUUCCUGCCCACCUUGCUCCACCAGGCCACCGCAGAGCAGCAGGAGCGCUUCUUCAUGCCCGCCUGGAACCUGGAGAUCACUGGCACUUAUGCCCAGACAGAGAUGGGUCAUGGAACUCAUCUUCGAGGCCUGGAAACCACAGCCACAUAUGACCCUCAAACCCAAGAGUUCAUUAUGAAUAGUCCUACUGUCACCUCCAUUAAGUGGUGGCCUGGUGGGCUUGGAAAGACUUCAAAUCACGCGAUAGUCCUUGCACAGCUCAUCACGAAGGGGAAGUGUUACGGAUUGCAUGCCUUCAUCGUACCUAUUCGUGAGAUUGGGACCCACAAGCCUUUGCCAGGCAUCACCGUCGGAGACAUCGGCCCCAAAUUCGGUUAUGAAGAGAUGGAUAAUGGCUACCUGAAGAUGGACAAUUAUCGUAUUCCCAGAGAGAACAUGCUGAUGAAGUAUGCCCAGGUGAAGCCAGAUGGCACGUACGUGAAACCCCUGAGUAACAAGCUGACCUACGGGACCAUGGUGUUUGUCAGGUCCUUCCUCGUGGGAGAAGCUGCCCGGUCUCUGUCCAAGGCCUGCACCAUUGCUAUCCGAUACAGUGCUGUGAGGCACCAGUCUGAGAUCAAGCCAGGUGAACCAGAGCCGCAGAUUUUGGAUUUUCAAACCCAGCAGUAUAAACUCUUUCCGCUCCUGGCCACAGCCUAUGCCUUCCAGUUCGUAGGCGCCUACAUGAAGGAGACCUAUCAUCGGAUCAAUGAAGGCAUUGGCCAAGGGGACCUGAGUGAGCUGCCGGAGCUUCACGCCCUCACCGCCGGGCUGAAGGCGUUUACCACCUGGGUAACAAACGCAGCCAUCGAGGAGUGUCGGAUGGCGUGCGGUGGACACGGCUACUCCCACAGCAGCGGCCUCCCGAACAUCUACGUCACCUUCACUCCCUCCUGCACCUUCGAGGGAGAGAACACGGUCAUGAUGCUGCAGACGGCCAGGUUCCUGAUGAAAAGUUAUGACCAGGUGCACUCAGGAAAGUUGGUGGGUGGCAUGGUGUCCUACCUGAAUGACCUGCCUAGCCAGCGCAUCCAGCCACAGCAGGUAGCAGCGUGGCCCACCACGGUGGACAUCAACAGUCCUGACAGCCUCACUGAUGCGUACAAACACCGGGCAGCCAGAUUAGUAGAAAUUGCUGCAAAAAACCUUCAGACUGAAGUGAGUCACAGAAAAAGCAAGGAGGUAGCCUGGAACCUGACCUCUGUGGACCUUGUUCGAGCAAGUGAGGCACAUUGCCACUAUGUGGUAGUUAAGCUCUUUUCAGAAAAACUCCUCAAAAUUCAAGAUAAAUCCAUCCAGCCUGUCUUAAAGAAUCUGUGUCUCUUGUAUUCUCUGUAUGGAAUCAGUCAGAAGGCGGGAGAUUUCCUUCAGGGGAAGAUCAUGACCGAGUCUCAGAUCACCCAGGUCAACCAGCGUGUAAAGGAGUUGCUCACUCUGAUUCGCCCCAAUGCCGUUGCGUUGGUUGAUGCAUUUGAUUUUCAGGAUGUGACCCUUGGCUCUGUACUUGGCCGCUAUGAUGGGAAUGUGUAUGAGAACUUGUUUGAGUGGGCCAAGAAAUCCCCACUGAACAAGGCAGAGGUCCACGAAUCUUACUACAAACACUUGAAACCACUGCAGUCCAAGCUGUGAUGUUGCAAGGACAAGUCUGAUCCGCACAGAGCAGCUGUGUGCAGCUCCUGUCACGCUUCGUACGUGGAUCUGGGUGGAAUCCUUAUCAAAUUGAAAUAAUCACAGAGCAAGGGCUAAAUUGACCCCAUUCCUCUUUCUAUAAAUGAAGGAAAAAAUGAACAGAUUUCAAAGAUUAAGUGAAAAAAAUAGAUGUAUUUUAAGUGCAAUUAACACUGAAUGAGAUUCAGAAAAAGUUUAUGACUUCAUUUGUAACGCUGCUGAUCCCAUAGGCCAGGGCUUUUGGUAAUUAGCAGAAUUUAACUACUAAGUAGUUAAUUAUUUUCACAUUUUAAUUGCUAAUCACUGGCUGUGUAGGUGUUUUUAAGCAAAUUUUUUUUUCAUGGGUGCAGAACCCCACCGAGUUCCCUGCUCGUGGUCCUGCACGCCUCCCGAGGUUCAGGACUGAAGGAAGGCCUGGGGGAGAGAAACGAAUCCAGAAACCUGCAGGAACGGGUUCGUGCCUGCCCAUUUUCUGCCUGUCUGCCUGCCUUUGCCAGUGCGUGGCUCCUGUCUGACCCCUCACAAUGGCGUUUUUCCAGCUGGGGACUUCUGUGUUUUUACCCCAGAUCUACAGGACCCUUCACUCCUGUAGUCAGGAAUUUCCCUUCCAUUCAAAGGAUCCCUGAAUUGCUGUAGCAGCACUCACCUCCCCUUGUCCCCUGCUCCUUGGGAAGAAGCUGGUAAGAAAGCUAACCUCUGCACCGACUUGGGCCAGGUGCUGCGGCCUCACUCCUGGUGUUUGAUCUCCCUCACUUCUGAAAGAGACACUGAAAAGAGAAGAAAAAAACCACAGUCCCUGCCCCUUCUAAGGGAGAGCCCCUGGCCAUGGCGCUGCUGUAACUUUGGUGACCAUAUUGGAUUUGGGGGUGAUGCAGAUUUCAAAAUUCUGCCCUCUCGGCAUAAGCCAUUAAAAUCUUGAAGGUGACAGACUGUUGGGCACUAAAAAUACAAACGUCACUUGGUCACACUUCCACCCAGAAGUAACAGAAAAAUCUUUUGACAUAAGCUGUGUGUUCUGAUGGUUGGUUCAGAGAACAAUCAUUGAAACUGGCUUGCAGAUAAACGGAAGUUCCCUAGA
Messenger RNA from Oryctolagus cuniculus (rabbit), 3198 nucleotides. NCBI's taxonomy places the organism in Eukaryota, Metazoa, Chordata, Mammalia, Lagomorpha, Leporidae. The record is from RefSeq and is a predicted model, not a curated record.